AUGGCGUUUGAGAAGCGCGAUCGGCUGGCCGCGGCCCUCGCCGUGUACAACUGCACGAAUCGCCUUCUUCCAGCAACCAGCACCAAGCUCAAAGCGCGUAUUCACCGCCUCACAACCGAGCUGAUGAGUGCGCGUCCCUUGGUGGUGGAUCUCAAAGCACCGAUCGAGACGACGCUGCAAACAAUUAUGACCAACGAUGUGCUCGAGACGCUCAACUCGGGCUCCAAACCAGCGCUUUUGGAGCUGCAGGGCAUUGGUGAGAAGCGUGCGGCAGAGAUUUUGCGGGCCCGGCGCCUCGGGCCGCUCACCUCCGUGCACGAUCUACGCCGGGCCGGCAUGUCGACCAAGCACAUUCAGAGUUUUAUCGAGCUCAACGUCAUAUCACCAACCCGUCUCUAGUCAUACUGCUGUUGGAAACGUUGUCUUCGGAGCCUAUUUAAUGUACUAUUUCUUUCAGUACCCCGG
Molecule: messenger RNA, 465 nt
Organism: Saprolegnia diclina VS20
Lineage: Eukaryota; Oomycota; Saprolegniomycetes; Saprolegniales; Saprolegniaceae
Exons: 2
Coding region: 1-399 (132 amino acids)
Source: RefSeq, a predicted model, not a curated record